Messenger RNA from Miniopterus natalensis, 3141 nucleotides. RefSeq names its product bone morphogenetic protein 7 (gene BMP7). Gene Ontology annotation, biological process: BMP signaling pathway. Gene Ontology annotation, molecular function: cytokine activity; growth factor activity. The record is from RefSeq and is a predicted model, not a curated record. Gene Ontology annotation, cellular component: extracellular region. Lineage: Eukaryota; Metazoa; Chordata; Mammalia; Chiroptera; Miniopteridae.
UCGCUGCGCGCCGCGGCGCCCCACAGCUUCGUGGCGCUCUGGGCGCCCCUGUUCCUGCUGCGCUCCGCCCUGGCCGACUUCAGCCUGGACAACGAGGUGCACUCGAGCUUCAUCCACAGGAGCCUCCGCAGCCAGGAGCGGCGGGAGAUGCAGCGCGAGAUCCUCUCCAUCUUGGGCUUGCCCCAUCGCCCGCGCCCCCACCUCCAGGGCAAGCACAACUCGGCGCCCAUGUUCAUGCUGGACCUGUACAAUGCCAUGGCGGUGGAGGAGGGCGGCGGGCCCGACGGCCAGGGCUUCUCCUACCCCUACAAGGCGGUCUUCAGCACCCAGGGCCCCCCUCUGGCCAGCCUACAAGAUAGCCACUUCCUCACCGACGCCGACAUGGUUAUGAGCUUCGUCAACCUCGUGGAACAUGACAAAGAGUUUUUCCACCCGCGCUACCACCAUCGAGAGUUCCGAUUUGAUCUUUCCAAGAUCCCUGAAGGGGAAGCCGUCACCGCAGCCGAAUUUCGCAUCUACAAGGACUACAUCCGGGAACGCUUCGACAAUGAGACGUUCCGCAUCAGCGUCUACCAGGUGCUGCAGGAGCACUUGGGCAGGGAGUCGGACCUGUUCCUGCUUGACAGCCGCACCCUCUGGGCGUCGGAGGAAGGCUGGCUGGUGUUCGACAUCACGGCCACCAGCAACCACUGGGUGGUCAACCCACGGCACAACCUGGGCCUGCAGCUCUCUGUGGAGACCUUGGAUGGGCAGAGCAUCAACCCCAAGUUGGCGGGCCUGAUCGGGCGGCACGGGCCCCAGAACAAGCAGCCCUUCAUGGUGGCCUUCUUUAAGGCCACCGAGGUCCACCUUCGCAGCACCCGCUCCACAGGGAGCCGGCAGCGCGGCCAGAACCGCUCCAAGACGCCCAAGAACCAGGAAGCCCUGCGGAUGGCCAACGUCGCAGAGAACAGCAGCACUGACCAGAGGCAGGCCUGCAAGAAGCAUGAGCUGUACGUCAGCUUCCGCGACCUGGGCUGGCAGGACUGGAUCAUCGCACCCGAGGGCUAUGCCGCCUACUACUGCGAGGGGGAGUGUGCCUUCCCUCUGAACUCCUACAUGAACGCCACCAACCACGCCAUCGUGCAGACGCUGGUCCACUUCAUCAACCCAGACACGGUGCCCAAGCCUUGUUGCGCCCCGACCCAGCUCAAUGCAAUCUCUGUCCUCUACUUCGACGACAGCUCCAACGUCAUCCUGAAGAAAUACAGAAACAUGGUUGUCCGGGCCUGUGGCUGCCACUAGCCCCUCCUAGAAGUCAGACCCUUUGGGCGACCUCUUUCUGGAUCCUAUGACUCACCGCCCAGCGUGUCCCACUGUCCGCCUUGUCAAGGAGCCAGCAGCCCGGUCGGCCACCUUUUGCGAGACCUCCCUGCCCCCUCCCCAACUUUAACGGUGUAGGAGCAUUCAGGAAUUUGAGAGGCAAAUGGCUUUUGGUCAGUUUUUCGUUGUCAUCCUAUGGACAAGAUCCUACGGACAAGAUCCUACAAGCUGCUGUAAGCAAAACCUAACAGGCAGAAAAGUCCAUCAGGAGAAGCUGCCCGGCCCCGAUCACGCUGCAGGGCCUCGGCCUUGCGCUGACUCGCUCGGGGUGACUGGGAGCGGCCCCCGCCAGGCCCCGGCGGGAGGAAGGGGCGCGGCCGGGGUGGGCACGUCUGUGUCUGUGCUGAAGGAACGGUGCGGAACUUCCUGUAAUAAAUGUCCCAAUAAAACAAAUGAAUGAAAAUAGUUAGGAUGUUACAGAUAUAUUUUCCUAAACAAUUUAUCCCCAUUUCUUGGUUUACUUUGAUUUCAUAAACAGAAGCUGUGUCUGGCGGAGGGAGGGGGGCACCCUCUCUAUUCCAUUUGGGCUUUGUCUGAGGUUUCCAGAGACCCAGGGUUUACGGAGACUUGCCCAAAUCCAAGAUUUGGCUGGGAGGGGAAAGGGCAAAUUUCUGCUUGGAGGAAGGGGCGUGUUGGUCUUUCAGCUGGACGUGUGAUGGCAGAAAUUAAAAUAGGCACUGAAGCCCCAGCACAUGUCUGCAGGUUCCUCUUCAGUUCCCCUCCACGCUAGGAUCUGUGUGAAGGGGAGUGGAGGGCGAUGGCAUUAGGACAGAACCUGCAACUUGACUCUGAGCUCUGGCCGGCACGGCCCUGUUUAUAGAAGCACCAAGGAAGCCCAGCUCUCCAUAGGGCUACCACCCGUCUCCUAAGUAGGUUGUCCGUUAUUCACUGAUAGCUGUUUUCUGAAGUCUGGGUUCAGACUGGGCCUCCGUGGGCCCCCCUUUUCGUUGGCAGACCCUUACCGAGGGCUCCUUGAAGCAUAGUGGGGGUUCUGCUGGGUGUAGGGUUUGCUGGGCGUGGAUCCCAAAUGCAAGGACCUAGAAGCCUUUUGAGAAUGACUUCCUGAUCAAGUGACCAGAUUUGAAAGUGCCAUUUUCUGACAUGGCUCUUGGUGAGAGCCUUCCUCACCCUGGCCGGUGGGUCCCCUAAAUGCCAUGCACCCCACCUCCAGCUGCGGCACAGGGCUUGGGGAGCACGGAGCUCUCUGAACAGAGAACAGGGUUACCCAGAAGACCCCUGGGAUCUGCUGUAGGGGGAACUGUUUCUCCAUUGUGAUUAAGUUGGUUGCUGGAAACUGUGGGAAAACUUUGUUUUUUACUUUCUUUUGUUUUUCCUUCUUCAGUAGCUUGGGCUGCAGCCCUCACUCUGUCUGGUCCACAGGGAAGAGUUGCUGUUAUUGUUACAUUUUGUUUUGUCUGUUGGCAGAUCUGGGGAUUCUUGUGUGAUCCCCUCUUGGUGCAAGUUUCCUCACCAGUUAAGCCCAGACGGCCUCUGGUUAGCUUCAUUUGUACAUUGAAACAUGUAAAUAGUUGUUACAAAACAAAGAAAUUAUUUAUGUCCAUCAGAAAUCUUUUUAGACCCUCUUCCAAUCGCUCGUUUGGGACAAUAAGCUCGCUUCCCUCCAACCUGCUUGAUUUCUUAUUUAAGACUAUUUAUUAACAGUCGGACCAAUGUACCUUCAGCUGUUGCGUAGAGCAGUCCUCAGCGAAAAUUCUGUAUAAAUAGACAAAAUAAAAAGCGUUUUGACUUUGCAAUAAAAGGAGACAUUUGGUUCUGGUU